AUGGAAUUGUCAGAGGCCUUCGUGGCGCAGGCCACUGCGCGUGCAGCGGCGGCACACCGUGCUCCUCAGACCGGUAAUACCGCCCUGCCAAGACACAGCGGGGCAAGCCUAAGUGCGGCGGCAGCGGUGGCAACCGUCGGGGUUCUGUCCAGUGCGCGGCGUCAUCGUCCGAAGCUGUUGAAGCGGCGGCUGGCGAAGGUGACGAAGGCCGCUGUGCCUCCCGAAAGCAUCGACCUGCUACACCCACAUGUGUGGAGCGGCUUGGAAGAGCAAAGCACUCAACUGCUGCAGCACUUCACACAGGGUUUGCAGGCAGGAGACAAUCCAUCCAGUGCGGAAGGAGUUGCUGCCGCAGUACAGCAGCUCACCGAGAUCUUCUCUGAAGCAGCAGGUCGCCUAGCCCGCGAGAUCGUGCCUCCAGCAUAUGCAGCUGAUGCAAAGCCCAUUGAACUGGACCCGAACGUCACGUAUCUCUACGGGGCAGAUGGCGCUGUCCUUGUGGAUCCAAUGAAUAACAAACCUCUUCCUGAUGACUGGUGGAACGGCUUUAUCGGCUUCCAAGCCGGUCUCAUCAAGCAAAUUGACCAGGCCUUGAGGGACAACGGCGUAGAGCAAGCCUUCGGCUGGACCAUCGUCGCCUACACUGCUUUCAUCAAGCUCCUCUUCUUCCCAUUGCAGCAGGGCCAGCUGAAGAGCACUUCCAUGAUGCAGAUCCUGAGCCCGAAGGUGAAGGAGAUCCAGGAGAAAUACAAGGACGACCCGGACACGCAACAGCGUCUGCUGGGACAGCUCUACGGUGUCAUGGACGUGAACCCGCAGGAGCCCAAAGACACGGAGAGAGAACUCAGCAAUCACCGGUUGGGAGGAUGCCUUCCGGUAUUUCUGCAGCUGCCCAUCUUCUGGAGUCUCUACGGUGUUUGGCGCCGCCUCGCCGCCGAAAAGUUCCCGCACUACACCGAGGGCUGGCUCUGGGUGCCGUCUCUGGCACAGCCAAAUCCAGACUUUCAGUUCAAGUAUGACUGGCUGCUGCAGUUCGAAGAUGGCAAGCCAGCUAUGGGAUGGGAGAACUACCUGUCGUACCUGGUAUUUCCCGUCUUGCUGGUUGGCUUCACGGUCUUUCAGCAACAGCAGGCUCAAGCCGCUCGCCCAAAGACUGGCAACGACGAGGAUCCCCAGAACGUGGUGCUGCAGGUGCUGCCGUGGAUCUCUGUUUACUUCAUCGGCAGCUUAUCCCUUCAGCUUCCGCAGGCCGUGUCUGUGUACUACUCCAUGAACACCGCCUUGUCAGUGGCACAGACCGCCGUCGUGAAGUACGGAUUGCGGCAGGAGAUCCCCGGCUAUGAGGAAUUCGAAAGGACUGGAAAGUUUCCGGAUGGCACUUUCGAGAACAUGGUGAGGUCCCAAACGCCGCCACCAAAGACACUCCACGAGGCUGCGCUGAGAGGAGAGGUGAAGUUCAUAGAAGAGAUGCUGGCAGAUGAGAGCGUAGACAUCAAUAAGUGGGACGAGAAGAAGAUUUCGCCUUUGGGCUACGCCGUUGCUUGUGGCCACCUCGACGCCGUGAAGGUGCUUUUGAAGAGAGGUGCUGACGUGACCAUGAAAGACGGUCAGGAUAAUACAAUGCUGCACUACGCCGCCGGUUAUGGCCACAUGGCUGUCCUUGAGGAGUUGCUCGAGGCGUGUGACAAGGUUUGGAAGGACAACGACUGGUGCACAUUCAGAAACAGCAAAGGCCAGAGCGUCGUCGACGCUGCGCGUGUGAACAGGAAGGGCCAGGUUGUGGACUUCCUUUGUGAGCGCCUGGGCGUCGAAGCCCCUGAAGUGAAGGCGCCAAUCGCCGUGACGGCGAGUCCGGAAGCCGGCAAGGAGUCGUCGGAAGCAGAUCGGGCCCGAGCUGCACUUCUUGCUGCUGCCGGGGGUAAGGUGCCCGCAGCACCAACUGGAGGAGCUCCGCCCCAGGCCGGCGAAGCUGCCACGGCGAUGCGAGCUGCGGUGGAAAAGCUGAAGUCCAAUCCAGAGGCGGUCGAGCAAGCCCGCAAGAUGAUGGGCAAGAUUCCGCCACAGAUGUUGCAGAUGCUUUCAGGCAACAAGAUCUCAGCCGAGCAGGCACAGAAGGCAAUGGACGCGAUGUCCGAGAUGAGCACAGAGGACCUCUUGGAAAAAGCGGAUCUGGCGGCCGACAAGUUGGAGGGCCAAAAAGAAACCGUACCACCGUCUCCGGCGCCUGGUGGCGGAAAGCCAGCACGAUCCGUCGAUUGA
Molecule: messenger RNA, 2259 nt
Organism: Symbiodinium sp. CCMP2456
Lineage: Eukaryota; Dinophyceae; Suessiales; Symbiodiniaceae
Source: the annotation of a GenBank genome assembly